AUGACGCGCUUCGAUUUGUUCUCUGGCGUGAUCGGUCCGCUGCUGUUGCUGAGUGCCGCAAGCGUGAGCACAGGAGAACCGGCAGAUCAGCAGACAAUCAACUAUGCUGUCAAACUUGGCGAAAAUGCUCAGUGCCUUGACGAGGUCAACGCUGCUCGGGAGGCUGCUGGACUUUCCAAAUUUACAGGAGCAACAGACGCUGAAAAAAAACUGCCGACACCCAAUUCAGAACUUGAAGACGACUGGAAAAAACUCUGCGAAUAUUUAAUACCGACUACAGAGGACAACGGAGAGGCGAAAGUUACCGGAAGUCCCUUUAAGAGUGGCACAUACGCUGUACAAGUGUUGACUUCAGAAACGCCGCAGUGCAGCGAAACAGUGGACUCUUGGAAGAAAGCAUACAAAAAUUUCUCCGGGCUCCCGCCGUCAAAGAGCCAAGACCCUGAGCUCUACAAAAAACAGGACAAUAUUUCGUUCGUGGCCCUGUAUAACCCCUCAACAGAAGGCACUGCAGACUGCCGGGUCGCUACUUGCACGAAAACGGUAAGCGCUGGCGUAGGAGUGCUAAACGGUGGUGAGACAAGUCAGCCUACGGAGAGAGGCCAAGCGUUGAUUUGCAUGACUACUCCUGAUGUCUUUCAAGAUGCAUCAUCGGCCCCAUUCACGCAAGAGCAGUGGGAUAAGAUCAUUACCUCUCUCACCGGCUCCGCCUCUGCUGCAGUUCCACGCCUAACUGCUUUUGCUAUUGUGUUGCUCAGCACGUUGCUGGUGCUGUGA
This is a messenger RNA of Eimeria necatrix, 777 nucleotides long. RefSeq names its product SAG family member. NCBI's taxonomy places the organism in Eukaryota, Apicomplexa, Conoidasida, Eucoccidiorida, Eimeriidae. The transcript is spliced from 4 exons. The record is from RefSeq and is a predicted model, not a curated record. The coding region runs from base 1 to 777 and encodes 258 amino acids.